GCCUGGUCGGAUGAUCGUACCCGUGUUUUUUGGCUUUAUUGCGCUUGACAUGUUCUCGGCUGCUCCUCGUGCGCGGCGACCGCUUGCCGAAAAUCGCGAAAAACGUGACCGUUUAAUGUGAAAAAUUGAGUGAAAAAAAUCGUCGUGGCAAAAUGAGCGACGGCGAUACUUGGACUUCGGUCCCAGACGGGGACUUUUCAAGUUUCUCGGCCAGUGACAGCUUUAAUCUCAACGACAUGACCGGUUUCGAUGAUCUUCUAACAAACUGUGAAAAUGAAUUGUUGAACAACGCAAAUUUGUUUAGCGAUGAACAUUUACUGUCAGAAUUGGAUGACUCCUCUUUGCCAUUGCAAUCAGGAGAAUUAGAAUUCAAUUUCUUAAAUUCAAGUCCUGUGGAAAUGAAGGUAGAUCCUUUAUUUAAUGACGUACCAAAUAUAAAGCCAAGUGUUGCAUCAUUGUUACCAACACCUCCUCAACAACAACAACAACAACAACAACAACAACAACAGCAGCAGCAGCAACCACCACCACAACCACAACCACAGCAACCUCAACAAGUCCAUUGCCAAAAUCAAAUGGAUACGAGUUUACCAUUGCAACAGACACCUGAAAGAAUUGCUCCUGCGCCUGUUCAGAAUCAAACUGCUGUUUUCGGAUCCCAUUAUACUAUUUCUCCAAAUGUAAAUUACAACGUUACAUCGCCAGUAGUAACAUUGGCACCUGUUGCUACCCAACAAGGGCAGUUACUUCUCCCAGCCAAGCUGAUAAAAUCUGAACCAGUUGUAUACUCUGGAAGAUCUCAAACUAUCAAUACAGCACCAGUUCAGCAUCAGAUUCAUACUCUAGUGAACACUGGAAAUGGCACAGUUCUUGCUACAGGGAUACCUCUUGUUUUGGACACGGAUAAAGUACAAAUCAACAGAAUAAACACAAACACGCAUACAGCAGUUCCAAAAGUUAAAGAAGUUAAACGCAGUGCACACAAUGCGAUUGAAAGAAGAUAUCGCACAUCUAUAAACGAUAAGAUUAUUGAACUGAAAAAUAUUGUUGUUGGAGUUGAUGCAAAACUUAACAAAUCUGCAAUUUUAAGAAAAACAAUCGACUAUAUUAGAUUUCUACAAAAUUCUAAUACCAAACUGAAAGCAGAGAACAUGUCUUUGAAAAUGGCUGCUCAAAGACAGAAUCUACGCGAGCUUUUGGUCUGUGGUGAGUUGACACCCCCGCGAUCGGACACCAGUGAGCCGUCCCUGUCGCCGGCUCCUGCGCCUUUAUCACCACCCUCGCCACCACCUCCUGUUAUCAAAGAGGAGCCCGAUGUCAUGCAGAAUAUGCAAAGAUCUGCGAUCGUCCGCGGUUCCGCGAACAAGGGUUUACCGGACCACACGCGCAUGUCACUUUGCGCCUUUCUUUUCAUAUUCCUUGCUUUCAACCCUCUUGGCUUUGUUAUGAACAAUAUGGCAAGGUUUGACUAUUCUAGCAAAAUAGAAGGAAGAGUGAUCCUGAACUAUGAUGAGCAACUAGAUUCUGAACACAGCGUGUGGAGUAGCCUGUUUCUCUGGCUUACGAACGCUUCGCUUCUGGCUUUUGGUUUAUGUCGACUGCUCCUGUACGGGGAUCCCGUGCUGCCUGCCGACAGCAAAGUAUCCGUCGAACUUCAUCGCUGGAGACGCCAAGCCGAGUUUAAUAUAUCCAAGGAUGAUUACGAACAAGCCCAUCGAGAUCUCAGUCAGUGUCUCCAGUACUUCUCGCGCCAAUUGCCGCAAACGCGCAUGGACGUAUUCUUUGUAAGCAUCUGGCAGAUUUUCCGCCAAGUGUUGCAUCGUUUCUAUAUCAGUCGUCUGGUGACUUACAUCGGCAAGAAAUUUGUCGACAAGUCUGAGAGGCAACUGGCAGAGAUAUCCGCGAUGGAGAUGGCGAUCGUCUACCAACACAUGUUGUGCCUCAAGCUCUCUCGCGGAACCAAGGGUUCGACAGUCUUUAUUGCUCUCUCAGCCGUCAACUACGCCGAAGCCGCUGGCGACACCAUGCCUAAGUCCAUGCUCGCCGAGAUCUACGUGAAUGCAGCGUUGUGCUUCAAGCAGUCACUCUUCCCGUUCGUGCAUAAAUUCUACCUGAAUAAAGCGCGCAGUCUCCUACUGGCGUCGUGCGUGGUGCCGCAGAAGCUCAAGUGGGUUGUCAACGACGACGGCAUGCGCUUCCUGAUUUCGCAGAAAUGGAGCUACGGACAGAGGGCUGAAAGCGAUUUCAGUCUGCAGAAUAACAAGUCCGACCCGCUAUCGUAUGCCGCCAGAGCAUACAGAGAGUACCUCAUCAGCCAGGGAUUGAAAUUGCUGGCUGGAACAGCUGGUGAUUCUCACGCUUCGGGACUUUUGGAAAUAUCUCGAAAAAUCAUGGUUUCGGCGCAAAUCGAUCUGUGCAUUUGCAGCGAGGACAAGAUUGGAAUCACUAAAGUAGAAGAUGAAGUAGGUUUAUGGUGGGGUGCUGUUAUGUGCGUGGCAGCUAAUUUCAGAUUAGGAGAGGAAGAUUCUGACGCCUGGAACAUUGUCGAAGGGAAAUUUCCGUUCGAGAAAAGCUCGCAGUUGGGAAAUAGCAAUCCAUUACCUCAUGCUGUGCUUCUUCUUUUGCAAUCCGCAAGAUGCCCUUCAAAGCGUACGACUAUUCGUCUUAUCGAUCAAGCCAGCACAUUCCUCGAACAUUCAACAGUUUACAACAAUUGCAAGCAGCAGUCGUCUCAAAAUGUUUUGCUUACCCAACUGUGGGUUUGCGAUUGGCUGCUGGAGAUGAGAACUACACUUUGGGAAGAGCUGAAAGAAGAUAUUGAGAAACCAGCUAUUAACUCGACUCUGAUUGGUUUCCAACGAGACCUCGCGUGUAUGCGUCAGCUAUGUCAACACAUACCGUCUGUCUUACCGCGAGUAUUCUUGUACGAGGCAACGGCUAGAAUAAUGGCUGGUGCGACACCCGUUAAAACGCAGAUUCUUCUGGAUCGCAGCCUGCACCACCGCAACUCGCGAACCUCGAUAAUCUGCGGUAAAGAUCGAUCGCAGGAGCAAGGCAGCGGUGAGCGGGAGCACGCCGCAGCUUUGUGUCUGGCCUGCAGACAUCUGCCGGUACUGCUGUUGGCAUCGCCAGGCGAACGGGCUGGCAUGCUCGCAGAAGCUGCUAAAACGCUGGAGCGCAUUGGCGACAGAAAGAGGCUGCAAGAGUGUUACGAAUUGAUAAGGCAGCUCACGCCCGCUAUUUCGUCCAAUUAAGUGGACAUACGAUAUUAUACGCGAUCCAAACAGAUUAGUAUAAAUUCAUUUUAUUUGUGUACAAAGGCCAAGAUAUAUCUUGUAUUCGAGCGUUUUCCAAGAAAAUUCUCAUGUAGAGAGAAUAAUUUAUUUCACUCGAUGUAUUUAAAGUACAUCAUUGUUCAAGUAUAACUUGAAAGUUUUUAUUUUAAAAUAAUUUGAUCAAUAUAAUAGUAUAUUUAAUCUAGAGUAGUGUAGCGGUUAUUUUAAAAAGAUGCUUGAUAAUCACACUGUCUGCAGAGGAUGUGUAUGUAGGGCAGGGAGAAAGAUAUAGGCCAUUGAGCUUGGUACAGAUUUUAUUGUAAACGAUAAUAAUGGAAAUAGAAAGAUUGUUCGCAGUCAUUUGGUUAACAACGAUUUACGCGCCCAUUGUCCGCAGUUAAGGCGUGGGCAGUGCGGUGCCAGCUGUAGUGUUUGUAUACCAAGAGUACGCGACAAAGAGAAAACCCUUUCUUAACAAGCCAAUUCGACAUUGACGGAAAUCUUUGAUAGGAUAAGCAGUGCAUCAUUCUAUCAAGUUUGUAAUCCUUUCUAUGCAAAUUUUUAAACAGCAGACGAAUACGCCUUUAUAUUUUUUAUUGGGUGUAGAUUGCUAAAAAAUCUAUAUCAAGCUUCAAGCUCUUUUUUUGACAAUGUACAAAUAAUAUCACAAUAGAACUAGGAAAAAGAGGACGAUGAUGUAAAAGAAGAACUGACUAAUGCAACAGAUUAUGGUCGAUUCGUAAAAAUUAUAUUCAUCUCCGUUAAAAUUACAUUUGUAUUUUUUUUUUCAUCGCCGAUCAUUGUAGAUACUUCAUAAACAAAAUAGUGUAUAAUAAUCUAUUUAUAAUAUAUUAUAAUAGUCUUUAUAAGAAAA
Nasonia vitripennis (jewel wasp) is the source of this 4149-nucleotide messenger RNA. RefSeq names its product sterol regulatory element-binding protein 1 (gene SREBP). The record is from RefSeq and is a predicted model, not a curated record. Gene Ontology annotation, molecular function: protein dimerization activity; DNA-binding transcription factor activity, RNA polymerase II-specific; RNA polymerase II cis-regulatory region sequence-specific DNA binding. The coding region runs from base 153 to 3254 and encodes 1033 amino acids. Gene Ontology annotation, cellular component: nucleus. Gene Ontology annotation, biological process: regulation of transcription by RNA polymerase II. NCBI's taxonomy places the organism in Eukaryota, Metazoa, Arthropoda, Insecta, Hymenoptera, Pteromalidae. The transcript is spliced from 8 exons.